Porites lobata is the source of this 8219-nucleotide messenger RNA. The record is from the annotation of a GenBank genome assembly. NCBI's taxonomy places the organism in Eukaryota, Metazoa, Cnidaria, Anthozoa, Scleractinia, Poritidae.
AUGGCUUGUGAAAGUGAUGGUCCGGUGGAUGCCGACGUUUCUCAGAGACUAAACCACACUUCAGGAGGUACUUGGGUUAAUAAAAAAACAAAAAACAAAAAAGAGCAAAAACAAAGAAGAGGGGAAUCCAGGGUGUGUUUACCUCCAACGAGCGUUAUCGCAAGCAUGGCAUUGCUUUGGUUCUCAAGUGUAGUUCUUUUUCUUUCCCUCUACUGCACUCGCUUUCACAUUCAAACUCUUAGUUCUACCUGCUUAGUUCAAUAACCUCUGUUUUGAAAUAUUUAUGGAAUUUAAUGUAUUCAUAUAUAAUGUACUCACAUUAUGUAACUUGUAUAAGAACAUUUUUAAAUGUGCUUAUACAAGAACUUUAUUGAAUAUUUAAACAUUAUUUGAACAUUAUUGAAUACUUAACAAUAUUCAAAAUAAAUCAUUGAGUCCUCGACGGUCGAACUAAGAACAUUAGUCUCCUAAGACAGCCCGCUGUAGAAAGCAGUUAAGCUUACAAGAGAAGCUCAGAAUGGUAUUUAAUGCAGGGGCGGAUCCAGGAUUUGAGAGUCUGAGAGUUCAUGGCAAACUUCCCAGGGCCAAAGGAAUGGGGAAGAAGGGAGUUGGAGGGUAUUGUUUGAAUACGUAGAUUUUCGACAUUUUUUAUUUCAGUGGUAUAAAUUUGUCAAAUUUAAGACACUAUUAUUAACGACUAAGACUACAGUGCAACAACGAUGGUUGUUUGUCAAACCGACUAGCUUGAAAGAGCCUCCUUGGAGGAGCCUCUAGAAGGCUUGCUGGCAAAUCUCGUCUUCCUCGAAUCGUUCGGAGUAGUUUAUGGCGAUCUACUGCGAGAUCAGAGAAUCCAUCUUCAGGCGUUGUUGACCUAGAGCAGGUCUUGAUUCAUUUCAUCAGUGAAAACGACGGCUCAGCUUCUGCGCUUGUGAUCGAUAGGGUGCAGGCAAUGACCAGAAGGCAACAGAUGUUUGGAAAAGCAUCAUCACAAACACCAAGUGCUAAUAUAAGGCUCUUUGGAAGCCCCUUAUCCGUUGACUGCCAGAGUGUUUUCCAUCUACUUAGUACCUAAUUUCCAAGGGAUUUCUCCCAGAACAGCAUUCCUUCUACUUCAUCAUCCAGCUGCUCUGCUUUAUUUACUAUAAUCGAUGGCACGACACAAAGAUCUUGCAUUUGGAUGAUUAAGGAGUCAAGAAGAAGAAUAGCUACAGUCUUCUUGUAAUGAUCGAUUUGACUGGACCUUACAUUAUAACUUUUAAUAUUAUUUUUGGCGUGAAAAAGGGAUAGACAUGGGUAGCCAGACAAGUUUGAAAACUUCCCAAGGGGGGUGUUGCAACCCCCUCAACUCCCCCCUGGAUCCACCUCUGUAAUGCUAGACACAGUUUCAAUUGUCUUGACUCCACUGGUCACUAUGUACAUGAAUGCGUGCAUGGAGGGAUGUGGAAGAGCUCAUCAUCGUUUAUUGCACAGGCCUGCCAACCUCAGCCGCGAAUCCGGUAAAGUAACAGGAAGAGAAGUUCCCCCAAAUAAAUCCUUUACAACGCCUUUCUCUCCAACAACACCUAACACGGACGUGCUUGUAAAAACAGUGUUGGUAAGAAUCAAGUGUCACUUAAGAUCUGGAAGAGACAACGAGAGUCAUGUUUGACGACGGCUCUGGGAAAACUGGGAUUGGGAAAGGACGUGCGGAUGAACUACGAUUAGACGGAACCAAUGAAACAGCGAUGGUAACAACCUUCGGACAGAUUUGUGGAAAAGCCUGCUACAAGCCACAAGGUUGAAUUUUCUUUGGCUGACAAACAAGGAAAUAAUCGGGUUAAAGUCAAAGCCCUAGCUGUUGAUGACGUUGGUGCACCUGUGAGCGCAGAAAGAGUUACCCCAAGUACUUAGCCCCAUCGUGACAAGAUCAAAUUCGCAGAUAGUUACCCGAGAGGAAUGCAAAUUGCAGAUGUCUAAAUCGGACAGGAUUUUGAAUUAGGAUUUGUAACAUCUGAACCAAAGAUCCUUGUUCCUAAAGGUGCGCCCAGUGCGAUUAAACAACUCUGUGUUGAAUUUUGUGUGGUCCACUCAAUGAAGGCCAACUACGCAAAUAAAACCUGGGGGGAGACUAUGGGAAUGGAAUGUACUAAUGAAACUGCGGUCUCCCUCAGAGAUUGAGCAAUAAUUGAACAGUUUGAAAGGAACAUUGAGCAAGAUGGAGAUUGACAUUACAAAGUCAUGUCGCCCUGAAACAGUAAGAAGCAUCUUCUUGGGAGCAAUAAUAUGAUGCUCAAGCCGAAGUGAGUUUAGAGCAAAUCGAAAGAAAAUUGAAACGAGAUCCUGUACUAUGAAAGGAAUAUCAGGAAGCAGAAGAAUGUCCCCAAAGGACGGUCGUCCCAUUUAUUAUGUGCCUCAUGAUGUCGUGAUCAGACCAGAACGAGAAACAACCAAGAGUCGGAUAGUGUUUGACGCAUCAGCACAAAUUGAAAACGACGUUUCACUUAGUGAUUGCAUAGAAACAGGCCCAGCAUUACUGCUAGAACUUGUUAGCAUCCUAAUACGUUUCAGAGAGCAUCGCGUUGCGAUUAUGGCUGUCAUUCAGAAAAUAUACCUGCAAGUGAAACUCAAAAAGGAAGAUCGUGAUGUCUUCCGUUUCCUUUGGCGCGACAUGGACUCUGGUGCUCCACCGCGAAUCAUGCGAAUGGUGACUCUACUUUUUGGAGCAAAUCCAUGUCCCAUUCUGGUAAUAGCGAGCACAAGAUAUCACGCAAAGAGGAAUUAAAAGGAAAUUCCUCAAGGUGCACGGGUAGUCAAAGACGACUUCUGUCCAUGAGCUGGGCAGACAGCUCAGCUGCUCUUUAGUGGAUUCGAGACCCUUCUGGUCAGUACAAACAUUACGUAGCCAUGCGGGGCGACUAGAUAAACAAAUUAACAGAGCCUCAGUGUUUGAGGUACUGCCCCAGUGUUGACAACCCAGCAGAUUUAUCAUCUAGAGGAAUCACUGCAACUCAGCUUAUAUUUUGCAAUCACUGGUGGAACGGUCCAAGUUGCCUUUCUCAGCCAGAAGGUCAAUUUCCGUCAGACGUGAAGACUACAGAGAACGUAUCAAAGGAAGAGAGAGGUUUUCGGUGAUGAAAGGAAACGCUGUUGAAAACGCAAAAUCCUUCUCUUCGGAAGUUGCUGCUAGUAACUGCAGAUGUCUUGCGAUUUCUGCAAAAUGCUUCAGGUUCGCCCAGUGAGAGGAACACGGGAUUGCUAUCAGCGGAAAAAUUGAACGAGGCUAAGGUCUAUCUUAAGGGUUUUGAAGUCUUACCAAAGAAUAAAAAGGUUCAACAAUCUAUCUCUAUAUCUUGACAGUGAGACGGGUUAAACCAGAGUUGGCGGAAGAAUUCACAAAUCAAGCCUUACUUAGGAAACAAAAUAUCCUGUCUUUUCUCCUCACCAGAACAGAUUCGUAGACUUGCUAAUCCAGGAGGCUCAUGAGAAGCAGUUAUAUGCGGUAACCAAUUCAGCCCUUACGCAUACAAGGUGUCAAGCGAGUCCUAUAUUUCUAUAAAAUCCUAAUUUUUCAGACCGCUCCUAUAAAGUCCUAUAAAGUGAACAAAUUCCUAUAUUUUAAGCCUUGUCCAUGAAAAAUUCAAGAAAUAUUUAAAAAUUUAAAUAAAUGUUUGAUUGGUAUGGAAAAAGAUCCACAAUUCAGAAAACUUUAAUGUCUCAAAGAUGUGUUUGCUAGACCUCAAAAUGCAAAAUGUUUUUUAAACUUCGGCCAAGUUCUCUUCUGUGCAGUGGAUUAUGGGUUGACUGUGGGGGUCCAUCCUUUACGUACUCGUGCACUUUAAAGGCCAAGAAUGCAUCACUCCAUUAAAGGGAAAUAGCAGCCCUUAAUGAAAAAGAGAAGGAGAUAAGAUAAAGCUGGAAGGAGUUGGCCAGCUCCUUAUGGACGGUAACAAGAAACUGAAGAGUUCAUUCAAACGCAGUGACAGAACUGGCAUGAGCGCAGCAGAGGUAAUGACAGAAACUGCUACAGGGCUAUGACAGAGGCUUAAAACAGAGUCAAUCUGAGCUGAGAAAGAGGCAGAAAGGUGUUGUGUGUCAGAAACGGACGCUAAUUGAAAAAAGCUUAGGAGAAGUUCCACUUCCUACGAAAAUGCCAAGAGUGAAUGCCUCACUACCAAAGCAGGCAGCAAAAAAAGAAGAAAUCCAACGUUCGGAACACUACUACAACAACGUAACAAUAGUGGCGAUGGAGUUAACCAUGAGCUGGGCUGUAAUUUGCGGAUGCUUUAACUGAUCUGAAAUACUUUUGUUCACAUUGGCUUUCAUUUGACCUAGUUUCUGUAUUCCAAGUGUUAUUGUCGGUAUUUCUAUUUCUGUAUGCACAGAAGUGUCAGUAUUGAGUUUUGGGUUCGAACUUGUUGAUAUUGUCAACCAUUAUUGAAUUGAAAAAAAAAUUAAGAUUGCUGUUGUUAUUAAUCUUGUAUGCGGAAGAGUUCAUUGUUACUGAGAUGCAGUUAUAAUCCCAGAAGAACAACGUUAUUUUUCCUUUUUUUUUCCUUUUUUUUCUUUCUGAACAAAAUGAUGGACUUACUAUAAGUUUGAAAAAGGGUCGUCCUUUUGUUGGCCCUUUCAUCUUGGCAACAGGUUAAAUGAAUAAGUAUAUCUAAAGAGUCUAUAUGAGAUAAAGAACCCAGUGUUGGGCCGGUAAGUUCAUCAUCAUCAUCCUUCGACUGCGGAGCAGUCGACCAUAAGUUUCCUCCAUAUGGCUGUCUUGAGCCAUCUCCAACAGCUGAUUGUCAUUUAGCAGAUUAUCAGGGUCCCCCAGAAGACAAUGAAUAUAAGUGGUGAACAAGGUUCGCUGUCUCCCGGGUUUCUUCUUCCCAUGAGUAGGAACAUACAUUACAAAAUCUCUGACAGGCUCAUUUUCAGGCAAGCGAAGCACAUGACCAAGGAAUCUCAGUUGUCGAAGUCUGACGUCAAUAAGGGGGGCUGAUUCUGUGAGGCUGUAGAUUGUAGCAUUUGGCACCCUGUCGAUUCGCCUGAUGUUCAACAUGAUUCGGUUGCAGGACGUGCCAAAAGAAUUGAUUUUGUUCUCCAUGUCCUUAGAGAUGACCCAUGACUCGGAGCCAUAUAGUAAUACUGUAAUACAAGUUGUCUUUAACGACUUCAUCUUGGUGGAGAUAGGUAUGGAUGGGCUUUUCCAUAGACGGUCUAAUUUCCGAAAUGCUGUCCAGGCAAGAGCUUUCCUUCUCCUCUGGUCACUGGCGCUAGAUGCCAUCAUGGAACCUAGGUAUUUGAAGUCGGUCACAUGAUUUAUGGGGGUUCCAUACACUUGCAGUGUGGGCUGCGGAUGACAGUGAAUGGUCAUAAACUCUGUUUUGGGUGCACUGAUAACAAGACCAAGCUCUGCAGCGGCAUCAGCAGUUCUGGUGAGCUGGAAUUGGGCCCGCGACAUUGAGGAUACCAGGAGGGCGAUGUCGUCAGCGAAGUCCAGGUCAUUCAGCAUUCUGGCUGGAUAUCUUCUCGACCGUCGAGGACAGGUUACCACUCCACAGUCAGGUCCAGAUGCCUUACCCAAAAGGUAGUCAACAAAAAUAAUAAAAAGGAAGGGGCCAAAACAUCACCCUGAAGAACUCCUGUUGUUGCAUCAAAGGGUUCGGAGACGCUUCCAUCCACCAUUACAGCGCUGCUGGAAUUGCUGUAAAGAACUUUUAUGGCGUUGACUGUAACUGUUCUGUUGAUGGAAUCAAAGGCUUUCUUAAAAUCCACAAAGGUAACAGUAAGUGGGAGUUGGUAUUCUUGGAAACCUUCCAUAAUUCUUCUCAGUAAGUGGAUUUGUUGUGCACAGCUUCGACCUGGUCUAAAGCCACCUUGAUUUUUCCUCAGAAUGGUCGAAUUCUAUCGGACCGGAUCGGACCUUUGUCAAUCAAGAACGAAUACCAAGAAGCUGAGAAGGCUUAUGCCUGUCUAUUUACGUCUUGUGCAACAGGUGUAGUGCAUCUCGAGCUCACACGCAGCAUGACCACCAAACGUUUUUUAUUGGCUUUGACAAGGAUGAUGUCGAAAAGAGGCAUGAUUGACGUGAUUUCGUAGGACAAUUUUAGAUCGUUUUAAAACGCUGACAAAGCUCCGCCAAUUCUGGGAAGUUAUCUCAAGCGAUAUCACAUAGGAAAUGGUCAAGGGUAGUUGUAUUUGAAUUCGUCGGAAGUUCAUUUGCCCUCGCGCACCCCCCACUGGGGAGGAUUUAUGAAAGAUUGGUGAAGUCAGUGAAUACACCCUGGAAAAAGAUGCUUUGAAAUGCGAUGUUGACUGAAGAAGGAAUAAGGACAGCACCUACAGUAGUUGAAAUUUGUAAACCGGGCUUGCGCAGUGCACGGUAUCUCACUUCCGGUCGUCGUCGUGAAUCUUAAGUUCCCUAUUAUGUAACUUGUAUAAGAACAUUUAAAUAUUCAAAAUAAAUCAUUCAUUCCUCAACGGUCGAACUAAGAACAACCUCAUUUACAAAGGCUGUUAUCGCGUACGAAUUCUCUGGAACAACAAUUCUUUUCCUCUCUUUCAAGACAUUAAAGCGUUCUAUUUUGCACAAAUUCUUAAAGCAUUCCUUCUUUUUUUACAUUGUUUUUGCUUUAUCACACUAUAAUUAAUUAAUUUAGAAUAUUUUCAUUUUUAAAUCGUUUCGCCCUGAUGAAGAGUGCAGAUCAGGCGGUCGAAAGUUCGUGUUUAAACAAAACGAUAGAGAACUUUUUUUGAUGUUUUAAUAUUAUUUGUUCUGGCUGCCGCCCCUCUUUUUAACCUUGUGAAUGUUUUAUGAUUUCCUUGUAGUUCUAACUAACUCACUAAGAUUUUUUCUCGCUACUGUAAAGCAGCUUGCUAAGCACCAUUCGGUUAUAUCCUGUAGGUGAUCAUGGCUCUGAUCAAGACACUCUCCCAUUCGAGGUCAAUUAUUACACAUCCGGAGAGACAAAAUGUACCUUUCAGUUGAAGAACGUAGACGACGAUGAGAACUAUUCCCUCUUUCUUGACCUGCUAUCGAACAUCGUCGACGCCGUUAACAAACUGGACACCAAGAGGUUUUGUGAAUUUCUCAAUCCUUUACCCGAUUUGAAAAAAGAUCUGCGAGAUUGGAACAAGAGGCGUAAGGAAUGGCCGGUUGAAAUUGAUGACGAUGCUUUGCUACAAAAGAUACGUGAUAGAAUUAACAGCUCGGCCAAAGAAAUUAUUUGUCCUUACCCAGCACAUGGAAAAAUUACUUGCUUAGACGUAACAGUCCAAGACGAUUUUGACCCCAAAGGAGAACUUCAAAAAGUAAUAGAGACUAAUGCCGCUGAGGUGUCUGAUACCGAGUCUGAAGCUGGUGAGGAGACAAGUAUCGGAGAAGAGAAAGAUGACUGUGUGGUAGAUGAAAACCCUCCAGACGAAGGAAAAGAAGUUGAUGAUGUGGCUCGUUCAAAUCCCGAAAAACCAUGCUAUUUUCCAACACAGAUUGAAAUGGCAGCAAUCCUUAAGCAGCGAAUAGAGGCCAUAAUGGAGUAUUAUUACGGAAUCGCGAACCUCAGUGACGCUUUUGAUGAUAUUGACUUUACAGUCUACACGGCUCGGUACCGGAUGCUUAGCGAUCAGACCAAGCAAAGGAUCUGUCACCCAGACGCUGGCGUCCUAUCAGAAGAGGAAUUGACGUCACACAAAGAGGGCAAUGGAACGAAGAGAAUGUUUAUGUAUGGUCACGGCGAGGAUGCUGACAAGCACUUUGAACAGCUCAAGAAAGAGGUCAUAGAAAAGCCGAAAACCCUCUUCAUCAUUAUUGCAGACGAAUGCCACUGGGGAAUCACUAAAGACAAGGACCAAAAACCAUCCGCACAUAAUCUGUUUAUAAAUAAUUGGUGUGAAGAAUCCCCCAUAAAUGUCGUUGUAGUUCAAAUCUCCGCAACACCAUUCAACCUACUAACUCAAGACUCUCGCCUUCCUGUAGUCCGUUGUCUUGUUCUUCAUGACAAAGUCACUACCACUCGAAAAACGUACGAGGCAGGGGAUCUCUUAGUCGAAGAAAGUGAUCCUGAGAUUGAAAAAAGUGUAAAAGAAUCGACUCUGGAGGUAGAGCUUCACGUCGUCGAUUGGUCGGAAGUCGAGGUAAAGAACUUUGAAAGGGGAAUGCGGAUGAAACUGAAGUCGACAUUAUCAGAUAAAGGCUUACGCUCUUUAUACAGUCACGUCUUGCCAGAUGCAAAGCUGGAUCAAUCGCAUGA